Messenger RNA from Oncorhynchus kisutch (coho salmon), 1107 nucleotides. RefSeq names its product nerve growth factor-like. Gene Ontology annotation, cellular component: axon; dendrite; synaptic vesicle. Bases 157 to 771 code for a protein of 204 amino acids. The transcript has 2 exons. Lineage: Eukaryota; Metazoa; Chordata; Actinopteri; Salmoniformes; Salmonidae. Gene Ontology annotation, molecular function: nerve growth factor receptor binding; growth factor activity. Gene Ontology annotation, biological process: neuron projection morphogenesis; cell surface receptor protein tyrosine kinase signaling pathway; positive regulation of peptidyl-serine phosphorylation. The record is from RefSeq and is a predicted model, not a curated record.
GCAGGUGCCAGAGCCAAGCUGGGGGCCAUAGAGAGCCAGACAGACAGUCCUGAUGGGAGAAACCUGGAAGGCAGUCUGCUCUGAACACGUGCUCUAGGAGCCCGCCCCGCCAGGGGCCACACUUCACGCGGAAACACUGCACAGGUGUGUGAGUCCAUGAGGUCGUCCAUGCUGGUCCUGCUCCUCAUGGUCAGUGCCCAGGCAGUGGCCACCAUGGGAGGGGACUUCUGCCCACCGGUCUCCGCUCAGCAGCAAGGCCCUGCCCCCAAAAGGACCCCUAACUCUGCCCCCACCGUGGAUCCCAAACUGUUCACCAAGCGACGCUACCGCUCGCCCCGCGUUCUCUUCAGUGCCCAGCCGCCCGACACUGAGCCCAUGGGACGCCAGGGGUCCGGGGCCAGCAGGGCAAGGCGCAGGGUUGGUCAGCCGAAGCACCGGGGGGUGUACUCUGUGUGUGAGAGCAUCAGCGUCUGGGUAGGCAACAAGACCAAGGCCACGGAUAUAUCUGGCAACGAGGUGGAGGUGCUCCCGGACGUGAACAUUAACAACGUGAAGAAGAAGCAGUACUUUUUUGAGACCACGUGCCGUGGCGCACGGGGAGGCAGCACUGGCUGCCUGGGCAUCGAUGGGCGACACUGGAACUCCUACUGCACCAACUCGCACACUUUUGUGCGGGCGCUGACUUCCUUCAAAAACCUGGUGGCCUGGAGACUGAUCCGCAUCAACGUGGCCUGUGUCUGUGUGCUUAGCCGAAAGUCCUGGCGACAAUGACCGUACUCUCACGGGUCAUGUGGUCACUUCGGUACUGAUGACAGGACCACUUGGUACUAUCAUAUGGUCACUGCAGUACUGCAGUCCCAACCCCCCACCACCUACCCACUGGAGUGCUCUGAGACUCUGCCCCACUACAGCCCUCACCUAGCCGUCUGCACAAAGUAAAUUAUUGAUUGAGGACUGCAAGUAUAUAAACCAACCAUUUCUUUAUCACUUGUUGUUGUUGUUGUUGUUUUGUUGUUGAUAUUGUUAUUUAUUAAACACCUCAGUACAUGCACUGCAUGUUGUUUGGCGUUAUUGUCUGGAUGGUGGCUGUCACAGGGACCAAUGUCA